AUGAGUGACCUUCCCAAGCAGCAGCACUGCGAACCCUCCCCCCGCCCCAAAAGAAAGAAGAAGCGUCGUGGUUUGGGCAUCCCUUGUUGCGUAGUUGCGAUGCGAAGAGUUGCUGAAAUUAUUCCAGAACAAGCACGGUACUUAUAUUUCUUUAUCUUUCGAUUCCGCCGAUACAGCGACAGCCAUAAUUUUGGCAUCGCAGCAGGAAAAAAAGCAAAAGGAAAAAGUUGCAAUUUUUUAUGUUUGGAAGCGACCUCAUCUACUUCAUUGGGGUUAGCAGGAGCAAUCCCGAAAGUCACUCGCUUUCCCGCGAUAAACGUGCGGCAACUCGAGGAGAGUCUCGGCAUCGCAUACGACACCAUUGCGAGCAACCCUGUUCUGCGGAAGGAGCUGCUGAUGCGCAACGAAGACCAAUUCGAUGGCGGAUCAGACGAGACCGCGUGUACUGCGCCUAUCUCUCGCCCCGGUUUUUUCGGCACUGCAAACCCAUUUCGAACUGCGCGCAUGCUUCGCGCGAGCGGGUACAACAUUGUAAAUUUUAUGAUUUGAUCAAGUUCAUCAAGAUGAAGAUGUAGUAGAAGUAGUGAUGGCCCCGUAUCAUGAUGUCGAGCGCGAGCAGAUGCAGAAAGUGGUGGGAUCGUUUCCAAACUGCAGCUUGCUAGUUAUUGCACAAAAACAAAUACCAAUAAGCAGACUACAUAUAGCGCUCAGCCUCAGGCUCACGUCGACGUCCAAAGAUCGCAGCCGCAGCUCCAUCGAGUGGAGAAAUAUUCUUAGAGGUAACUACGGCAGUAGUCACCUCGCCAAUGAAUGUUCUUCGUCCUACUUAUUUGACAAAUGUUCUUCAGGUAUUCUCGGAAAGCCACUGCAGGAAUUCUGUUUGGAAUUUACGGCAUCGUCUUGUUUCUGGAGAUGAUAAUGCUGCGGCUCGGGAUGAGCCUUUUUCAGGUUGAAAGCCUCGCAGAUUUGUUUCUCGGCUCGCCAGCUUCCUCCGCUGGUUCGACCAUGGAGGCAGGAGGACACGCAAGAACGAUGGACUCGGAGCUGUGAAGGCAUAAUCACAUCAACGGACACAGACGUCGGCACCGGGUACCGGGCAAGACACGACAACAUCAAUGCUUUUCCUCUUACUUAGAAAUCACGAAGAUGUUUCUUUGUCUGCGUUGAGGCCUAACCACUGAAACGAAAAUCCGAACCCGAAGGCGGGAGCGCAAAUUUUCCUGUAGCUCGGAAGCAACUUGAGACUGCGGAGCGCACCCUCGGGCUCAUGCUCGAGAACAAGUGAGCAGGAGCACCUUGAAAAGAAAAAGAUAAAUGUCCGCGCGCGCAGUACUAGCUAUUACUCCACCGCGCCUGGUACGUCGGUCUCGUAG
This is a messenger RNA of Amoebophrya sp. A120, 1373 nucleotides long. The record is from the annotation of a GenBank genome assembly. NCBI's taxonomy places the organism in Eukaryota, Dinophyceae, Syndiniales, Amoebophryaceae.